AUGGCUACCGCCCUAGAAGAUACCAUUGCUCAGAGUCUGGAGUGUUCUAUAUGUGCCUCUACCUACACUGAUCCAAAGAUCCUGCCUUGUUCUCACACCUACUGCAAAGGCUGUCUAGACAAACUCUUGAAAUUUUCACAUGAAAAUAACCAAAAUAACCAGAGGAUACGAUGCCCUGUCUGCAGAACCGAAACCAACGUCCCAAACCAAGAUGUCAGCAAGCUACCAACAAAUCUAGCUUUAAGGAAUAUUAUAGAGGACAUGAAGAAACAACACCAGCCUUGCACAAAUUGUAAAUCCGAUGAUAAUCCCCAUGCUGUAAUGUACUGCCAAGACUGUGGCAAGUACCUUUGUACCACAUGUCACAACAAACACACUCAAAGCAAAGACUUUGAAAGACAUAAAGUCAUAGCCAUGAGUGAGAUCUCAUCAGGGAAGGUGCCAGUGCGUAAAUUCGAGAAAUGCAAGAAACACCCAAAAGAAGAUGAGGAGUGUUUCUGUUCUAGCUGCAGAGAAUUUGUAUGCUUCAGGUGCGUUGUUGCUGAUCAUGCAGGAGAAAGACAUCAGAUCGUCAGGCCAGAUGCUUACGAGCGCAGCCAUGAAGAACGUAUGAAAGACCUGAAGUCCAAAGUUGACCACAAGGGUUCUUGCUUACAGAAGUAUAUUAAUUUCAUUGAUAUUGAGAGGGUACGUGUGAGGAUAGCUCAGAAGCAGUGUGCAGACAAAAUCACGGAAGCACAUGACGCCUUGGUCUUGCAUUUGGCAGAGAAGAAAAACAAUCUUAUUGGUGAAGUCAAUGAUAGGGCUAAAUGUGUAGACAAAGCUCUGGACGAAAUGAAGAAAUCUGUAGUACAGCACUUCUUUCACUUAACCACCAUAGCUGGUAUGGUCAUGUAUAGAACGAAGGUACCAUUUGAUAUCGAUUCUUUGGCUGUAAAUGAAACUUUAUGUGAAGACUUGAACGAGGUCCUCGAUGAAGAAGGUCUUGACUACGAGAAGCCAAGAAAAUCGAGCAAAGAGAUAAAAAAUGUCAGCUUUGAGAAGAACGUUGAAAAUGAUACACUAGAACUUGGUAAGAUUGUCUAUGUAACUGGAGUGCACAUUGUUUUGCCCAGAAACAAUAGCAUGAAUACAAUGGUUUGUACACCAGACGGGGGAAUGGCAGUGGGAAGUUCGGCGGGUGGCAUAGAUAUCAUCUCUGCUGAUGGCCAACCCCUGCAGUCGGUUCUCAAAGAGGUUACCAUUUGUGGAUUAGAGUUCUUCUCUGAUGGUAGAUGUGUUGUACUUGAUCGUUCAAACAACAUCGCACUGUACACACCAGAGUACACAAAGAUGAAGUCAGCAUUAAAUACUCUUGGUGUUGAUGAAGGUGAAUUUGCUGACCUCACUGUUGACGGUGAUGAUCGGAUCUAUGUAAGCUACAGGAAAGCCAAGAAGAUCCAGGUAUUCUCAUCAGAAGGGAUUGUAGAAGCAGAGAUACCGUGCCAUGGAUAUGAACCUCAUCAAAUCAGAAUAUACAACGACUCACUGAUCGUUUCAUCACAGUCCUUUAAUAACAGAGUGCGAUUAAUUGAUAAGCAAGGUGUUGUGAAACAUACUAUGAAGUCAUAUCAUGAAGGACUUUAUCCUGCUGUAUCUCAGCGGAAUACUAUCGUGAUCGCCAAAGUCACUCAUGAAUUAGGGUUGGUAAGCAUUGGUGAGUACACCAAAGAGUUGAAGCGCAUUCGGUACCUUGUUGAAAAUUGCAAGAUCGAGAAGCCCGAGAGACAGUGGUAUUGUCUUCAGCAGUAUCUAUCAGGAGAGCUCGCUUUCUGCACCCCUGAUAGAUUAUAUAUAUUCUACUGA
This is a messenger RNA of Lytechinus pictus (painted urchin), 1845 nucleotides long. Its product is annotated as E3 ubiquitin-protein ligase TRIM31-like. Gene Ontology annotation, molecular function: zinc ion binding; ubiquitin protein ligase activity. Lineage: Eukaryota; Metazoa; Echinodermata; Echinoidea; Temnopleuroida; Toxopneustidae. The transcript has a single exon. The coding region runs from base 1 to 1845 and encodes 614 amino acids. Gene Ontology annotation, biological process: protein monoubiquitination. The record is from RefSeq and is a predicted model, not a curated record.